CCCGCCCGGAGCCCCGCCGCGCGGCGCUCGCCGGGCCCAUGGCCGGGGUCACCUACUCCCCGCCCUGGUGGGUCAACCUGCUGCACAGGCUGCCUCAUUUCAACCUGCAGUGGGAGGCCACCCCCAGCCGGUUCCGCCCCGAAGACCCGGACUAUCAGCAGGCCCUGCUGCUGCUAGGUGGCGUGGCCUUGUCCUGCCUCGCUCUCGAUCUCCUCUUCCUCCUCUUCUACUCCUUCUGGCUGUGCUGUCGUCACCGGAAGAGCGAGGAGCACCUCAACGCCGACUGCUGCUGUACUGCCUGGUGCGUCAUCAUCGCCACCUUGGUCUGCAGCGCUGGCAUCGCCGUCGGAUUUUAUGGCAAUGGGGAGACCAGUGAUGGUAUCCACCGACUCACAUAUUCUCUCCGACACGCCAACCGCACAGUGGCAGGAGUCCAGGAUCGGGUGGCCGACACAACCGUAGCCGUGAACCAGACCGUGGAAUCCAGCCUGCAGACUUUGGAGAAACUGUUUUCGAAGCACUCAGACUACCUUCACGUGGUCCAGAAACUCCAAGGCCUCCUGGAUGAGCUGGUCCGGCAAACCGCAGAUAUUCCCUUCUGGAAGAACAAGGAGAUCUCCCUAGAGGAAGUAGCCAUUCAAAUUGACCUGUACGACUGGUACAGGUGGCUGGGGUACCUAGGCCUGCUCCUGUUCAAUGUCCUCAUAUGUUUGCUCGUGCUCUUUGGGCUCAUCCGAAACUCCAAGGCGAUUCUAGUGGGGGUGUGUUUGCUGGGGGUGCUUGCCUUGAUCAUCAGCUGGGGAGCGCUGGGGCUGGAGCUCGCCGUUGCUGUGGGCUCUAGUGACUUUUGUGUUGACCCUGACACCUAUGUGACUAAAAUGGUGGAAGAUCAUUCAGUGCUCAGUUCAGAGAUCCUUCGUUACUACCUUGUCUGUACUGCCGGUUACACAAACCCCUUUCAGCAGAAGCUGUCUGGCAGUCACAAAGCCCUAGUGGAGAUGCAGGACGAUGUCUUAGAACUCCUGAGGUCAGCCCUCCGAGACUUCCCCACCUCCAAGGAUCAUCUGAUUCGGAUCCAGGAAAUUCUGAACUCCACUGAGAUCAAUUUGCAGCACCUGACGGCCCUGGUGGACUGCCGGAGUCUGCACUUGGACUACAUCCAAGCACUGACUGGCUUCUGCUAUGACGGGGUCGAGGGGCUCAUCUACCUGGUGCUGUUCUCCUUCGUCACGGCGCUCAUGUUCAGCUCCAUCGUGUGCAGCAUCCCUCAUACCUGGCAGCAGAAGAGGGGCUCAGAUGAUGAUGGGGAAGAAGAGUUGGCGACUCAAGGCAACCGGCAGACUCAUGACAACCUGUACAGAGUCCACAUGCCCAGCCUCUACAGCUGUGGGAGCAGCUAUGGAAGCGAGACCAGUAUCCCAGCAGCCGCCCACACCGUCAGCAAUGCUCCUGUAACGGAGUACAUGAGCCAGAAUGCCAACUUCCAGAACCCUCGCUGUGAAAACACCCCUCUGAUUGGUCGAGAGUCCCCACCUCCUUCAUACACCUCCAGCAUGAGAGCUAAAUACCUCGCUACCAACCAGCCGCGCCCCGACUCUGGCAGUGUGCAUUAAAAACACCAACACCCACUGACCCGAUUGCAAACGUGCCAACUCUGCGUCUCUCCCCAUCCCGUGCCCGCAGAACUUCCCUCUCCCCCCACCCUUCCAUGCCAGCCCUGCUCUUCCCGCUUCUACGUAGCUCUCCUCCGUCCUCACUCCCGGGACCCGUCCACUGGGAGUCUGAGAGGCGGCCCCAUUGCAGAUGGAGUCGGGAACGUUGGGUGCAGCCCGGGGAGAGAGCAGUGCUCCAGUCAGACGGCCGAGAGAGAGAGUGCUCGCCGGCCUGUUGGGGCCCCUCGGCCGACGCCCAGUUGCGUGCUCGUUCUGAAAAGGGAUCAGGAUUAUUGCAAACCCAUAUCCUCAUCCUCUCCCUCCACCACAUCCUCACCCUUCCUGCAGAGGGACUGGAUGUAAGUUGCUCUAGGACUCCAAUCUCAAGUUAUCCCUUAUGGUGCUUCUCUCAUUUGUUCCGGAUCAGCUUGAAGAUGGAGGAGCUUCGAGUCCACUCCAUUUACGUCCACGGCAGGAAGACGGCCGCACAGACACCCACUGGCUGCCCACGGGAAUGGUGAUCUUCCCUCCCCGCACCCCCAACACAACCCCCCCAGUCGCCCAACUACUUUGGUUCCAAUCUCCCGAAAGUUGAGUCUUCUCUAGGGCUCGGUCCCAGGCUUGUGGCUAGACCAUGCCGAUGUUUUCCCUUCUACCUUACCAGCCCUUUAAAGCAGUGAUCUCGAUAUCAUCACUCUGUCCCGGUUACCAGGCUUGGACUUCUCCAGGAGAAGCAAGGCAGGAUCUCAGCAUGAGCGAGUGGCCCUCGGUUGACCCUUGCCCCUACUGAGUGUCUCGCUUCGGUCUUUCAGGUCCACUUGUCUGUGUCCCCUCCACCCUUGCCUCCGGCCUCAUUUCCAGCACUGUCUUUCUGAGCUCAGUCUGGCCCUCCUAGGACCACAGGAGUGGCAGCUUCCCAGGUGCCAAAUUCCUCCCCAAAACUUGGCAGCUUUUUUCUUUUUCUUUUCUCUCUCUCUCUCUCUCUCUCUCUCUCUCUAAUCUAGGGAAAGCACCUGGACCUUCAUCUUGAAGUAAAAUCGCAGGGCUCAGUCAACACUGGCCACCAUGGCCAACUAUCAGCUGCUGGUUUUAUUUUUUCAGUUAAGUUUCUAUCUAGAAAUAGAAGUGUCCGCCUUAGCGAGGCCCCAGCAUCAAAGCGAUCUCUGCUCUAGGGCCACACACACUCUGGGAUCAAAAAAAAAAACAGCCAAGGCUCAUAACAUAGCUGUGAAUAAUGGAGUUAGCUGUUUCUCCCUCCUGCUGCUCCUCCUCUUUCUCCUCCUGGUGCUGCACACUUAUCCUAGGUUCAUUCGACUGGGCCCAGAUUACAGACAGGGCAGCAGAGUCUCCUUCCUUGCUCCAUCCCCCAUUAAGGUGGCUUGACUACCUAUCCUCAGUGGAAGAUUCACCCUCCCUGGAAUUUUGAGGACAGAGAAGUCAAUGGACCUAGGUGGGGAAUUCACCUCUCCUCUGGUCCCGCAACUUAGCCCAGUUGUCAGGAAAGGGAGAUUGAGACCUGAAUUUGAUCUCUAGGCAGUUAGCCUGCUCCUGACAAGUACCAGCAGCUCAGCUAGGCUGCCCUAUUUCCUUACCACUAAAACUCUGCAGCUCUUGGGCUGGCCGAAGCUACCAUGGGCAACCUGAUGGACGGGCGGUCAGGGCCGUGGGAUCCAUUCUGUUUCUGGUCACACUGACAUAUUGCACGUGUCUCUGGCCUCUUUAUUUCACCUGCCUCACUUUGGUGAGGUGGGCUAGGGAAGAGACAAGAUUUACUUUUGAGGUGCUCUGAGAGGCUCCCGACAUGAAAAGCCCUGUCUCAGUGCAGAGUGCUUUUUUUAUUCCACUUCCAACUUCGCUGCUGACCUCCUUCUGCCAACUUCCCUGCCAUCCCCCGCCCCCCGAGCUUAUUUAACUGAUGAAGAGCUGAUUCUUCCCAGAGAAGCAGGGCACUUCAGCUUAGAUAACCCUGAGUCUGACCAAACCACUGAAAUCCUGGGUUGGCCACUGACCUUGAGGUGAGGGAGCGAGAAGGAGGCCCCGCUGGCAGUGAGGAUCGGCGGAAACACCGAAUCCAUCGGUCCCCUGUCCUUCGCAGUUGAGCAAAGUAAAGGCGUUUGGGUAGAUUUGACCCUAGUUUACAGAUAGAUAUAGAUACUGUGGCUCUUUCUAAGAGAAUAAUUGAUGCUAAUGAACAAACACAUUCCCGUUUGUCCUGGAAAUGGCCAGCCCAGCUCCAUCUCUUUGAGCAGUUAUAAAUUUCUCCCCACCAAGCCUUUCCUCUCAGUAAACCCUAUCAAUUGCUCAUUGUGGGUUAAAAAAUUAAAGCAUCCAAGUCUCUUCCCGGCGCUGCCCUAAUUGCUUGUCCCGUAGGGUCUAGCGUUUGGGACAAGAAGGAUGAGGCAAGAGAGAAUCCCACCCCAAACUUCAGUCAAACCCUCAUUUCAGGGAAUGGGCCAUUUUAAGGGGAGAGAAUCGAGGGGCAGAAAGGUUGCCCCUGGGCAUGGAGCAGGGGGGAAUUGGCCCCGCUCACCCCAGAAGGUAAGCGAGGGUCCUGCACUUCCUUGCGGUCUUAAGUCCUUCAACUGCACCCGGCCCCUGCUCGGGCUUAGCCGCCAGUCAUCCCAGCCCAAGCGUUGACCUCAACGUGUACUGAUGAGCGCUGGACCCCCCCAUCUUGGCUCUCAGGGCUGCCUCAAGAGUGGGGGUGGGGCAGCAGGCGAGCUCUCUCCGGUCACCAUCUGGCCUGACCAGGCCAGUCAAACCUCGGGCAAGCUGCAUCGGUGGCAUCUGGAACCAAGGCUGUUCUUGAUAAGGAGUUCACCCUUGGUCUGAAGACCAGCUGCCUGGCUGCAACGUGACCUGGAAAACGUCGACGCUCUACACGGAAGGCCAAGCCGUUUUUAUUUAUUGGACCGAGCUGUUCUCUCAAACACCGGAGAGAGGGACUGGCAAAGAGUGACUGCAGAGGUGAGAGAAUUUGGUGACCUGGGCCCAGCUGGGCAGUCGUAGGAGGGACCAGUCUGUCGGGAUCAGCUGGGCGGUCACAGACUUUGGUCAAAAAUCUCAAUCCCGGUGACCUCAGAGGACCUUAGAACUCAACAUCUCAUCGGACUGCAAGCUCCUUCCUUCAUUAUUUGGAGCUCUUUGAGGGCAGGGCUUGUGACUUUUGUGAGUUCUCAGCUCCUAGCCCACCAAGGGCCCUCAGAUAUUAAACCUAUUGACCUCCACCUGCCCGGAGGAGCUUUUUCAAACUCCUCCCCGAAGACGAAGACGUCAGUGAGGAGCCAAGGGGCAUUUUCUUUGUGCAUCUGACUCCUAUUUUCAUGGCCCCACCUGAGACACCACCACCUGAGGUGCCAAGACUGUGGGGCUCGCUCUCUCUCCUCCUCCUUUCCUCCCCCCACCCUUGUUUUAUCCCUCCUUCCCCACUCCCCUCCCCCCACAUCGGCUCCCAAGCCCAGCGAAGCUGAGAGGGAGUGUCGGAAAGGAUCUCUAUCAUCUCAUCCACAAGCAAAUAUUUUUACAGCCUCCCCGCUCCCCUCACCUUCUCCAGUCCCACUGCCACGCACUGCAUUUUGGACGCUCUCUGUGGUUGAGCCUCGGGCCUACGUGUCAUUCUGUUAGAAGCACAAACGUGGUCCUCAGCUUUGUCUGGUAUGUUCAGUUCUCGCUCCACUUCACCCUCAUGAGCAAAAAAUGGAAAACAGAGGAUAAACAAAAAAAAGCCCUCUGAUUUGGGGAAGGAACUGCAAUCUCUUCCAAGCACAUGAACAUGUCCACAAUGUGAAAUGUAAAUAGCAUGUUGGGCUCUCACGUCCAGUGUUCAAGACUGCAUUGUACUUGUAAAGGAAAUCCAACUCCAGACUUGGCUGUGAAUCUCUCGUGCUGUCUUGGGAAUCUUAACUAUAGUGUUUGUAUCCUGUCUGUAAUCUUUUAACACCGUUCAUUUUACUUAUUGAUAAAAAAAAAGGGUUCAAAUGUAAAUCUGAGCAUUUGGAGUGAGGUUUUCUCAAUAUAUGUCCAGCCCAACCUGAGAAAGGGGGAUGGGUUGCUCCUUUGGUUUUAUUUUGGGUGUGUUUUUCUUUCUUUUUUUUUUUCUUCCCCCAAAUCGCCUUCCAGCCCCCUGACCGUUUCCCCAUUCUAGAAAGUGCUCAAAUGUCCCCACAUGCAGCUGGCCCCCUCACAGGGAUACUCCGGACACAGCUUAGUGCAGGGAGAGAAAUGGUGGCCACCCAAGAGGAAGGUUGCUGGAAAGUCACCAUUUCUCCUAGAGAAAGAGGUCCAAACAACUCGUGUUGCAUCAUAAGCUCAGUAGUAGCUCCCAUAACUCCUGGUCUUACAUUUCCUGACUCGGGGGUGGUGGCUUAGACAAGACAGGAGCAGGAGAGCUCCAGAUCCCACCUGAUUGUGGUUCCAAACAGGCUGGAGAAGGUGGAGGGCAAUACAGAAAUGCUGUCUGGAAUGACUUGGGGUGUCACGGGCAAGGUUGGGAUAGGUUGGUUCAGAGUAACCUCCAAGAGCUCAUAUUGUGUUCUGGACAGCUCAAAGAAACCAGAGCAGCUCAGAACUGUGGCUCCCAGGAGCCAGGACCUAACUCCCAGACCAUGCCCUAUGCCUCUAUUCCAGGGAGCUUGUCUUCCCAGCUCCAGGAAGAGAGAGAGGAUUCCUCCUUUUGUCCUCAUCUGUGGACCAGCAGGGAGAAAUUUACCCCCUGUUCUUCUGUGGUCUGAGAGCUAAUAUGGAGACCUGUCACAUCCCCCAGAGAAGCAGAUCACCAGCCCCCUUCCAGCUCACUCCUUUUCUUGGCUCAGGAAGCCUGUAGUCGAACAUGAGACACUUUAGUUCCCAGAAAAUCAGCUGGCUCUUGCCUUCACGUCACUCAAGUUGUGUAGUUUUUUGUGUUCCAAAGUCCCCUGCCACAAGCCUCUCUUCUCCAGCCAGGGGUGAGUGGAUUUAUGUGUGUAGUAUCUUAUAUGCUCUCCUCCUGCCCCCAGAUUGACUAUUUCUCUAAUCCAGAUCUACCAAGGAGGAGGCCUCUCGGGACUCAGACUUGGCUAGGGCUCACUUGUAUGCACAUGGAUGCAUGCACAUGCACACACACGUGCAUGUGCGUGCGCGCGCACACACACACCCCACACGUAGUUGCUCUUUGGUUUUUGUCCUGGCCAAGCUCCCUGAGGAGGAGUAGCAAAUGAGACAUUCUUGGUGGUCCCAGCAGCCCGCUCUUCUGGGACUCCGCUUGCCUAGGCCUGAUUGGUCUGCUGAUUGACGGGAAAGGGGAUUGUCCUAGGAUUGUGGAGCUGGACCAGAGAGAGGAUUUCCAGGGAAUGGAUAAAGCUAUCCCUUUUGGAGUGGUCCUGGAGGCUCCCUCGACUCUCCGUACCCACGCCUCACUAUGCAAUUCCAAAUGGUAUUUUAUUUCUCACUGUCGAGGCCUGGGAAGGGCCUUCUCCCAUGGCCUGGAUCUGCCCUCGGCUCCUGGGAUCUCCUUGGAGAAAGGGGUAUCUCAACUUGGGUGUCCAGGGAAACUGACCUGUAAACCUACCCUUGGGCCUUUUGUACUUAUUUCUGUUUUGUUUCUAACCAUAAUGGUUGUAUAUCAUACCACUUUAUAUACAUUAUAUAUAAUAUAUAAAUAUAUAUAAUUUUUUUAAGAGACUUUGGACCUCCUAGUUCCUUUUGCAAGUCCCUGCGCUUGCCCCAACAUAUUUUUUAAAUCACGAGGGUUGAAUUGAGGCUUGAACCCAGUUUUGUAUUUUUUAUUUUAACUUCAGUAGUUUCAUGGAUGUACUGUAGCUAUUUUUUAUUGUGGUUUUUUUGGGUUGGUUUUUUUGGUUUGGGAUUUUUUUUUUUGCAACUAGUUAAAACAAAAACUCUUCAAUGUAAUUUCCGUGGUUUCUAUUCAGCUUGGGUUUAAUGUUUUAAAAUAAACAAGUGGAAAAAAUAAA
Molecule: messenger RNA, 7600 nt
Organism: Ornithorhynchus anatinus (platypus)
Lineage: Eukaryota; Metazoa; Chordata; Mammalia; Monotremata; Ornithorhynchidae
Gene: TTYH3
Product: tweety family member 3
Exons: 14
Coding region: 39-1613 (524 amino acids)
Cellular component (GO): plasma membrane
Molecular function (GO): intracellularly calcium-gated chloride channel activity; volume-sensitive chloride channel activity
Source: RefSeq, a predicted model, not a curated record